AUGACUUUAACUCUUGGAGGAAUACUCAAAGAAAUAAAUAAACGUUUUUCUAUUCCAUAUACACCUAUGCUUUUUAUGAUUGGAAUAUUAGCAGGUAUUUACCGUUCUAGUUUAGGUCUUAUAGGGUAAUCUGUAGAAACAAUAAGUUCAAUUGAUCCUCAUAGUAUAUUAAUUAUAUUUUUGCCUGUAUUAAUUUUUGAAAGUGGAUUUAAUGCAGAUUGGAAUAUAUUUAGAAGACAAUUUGGUUAGAUAUUUAUUCUUGCUGUUCCCUGUGUAAUGUUAGGAUCUUCAUUAUUGAUGCUUUGUAUUAAAAUAAUUUUAAAAUAUUAAGAUGAAUAUUACACAUGGCCUAGUGCUUUUAUGUUUGGCUCAAUUUUAUCUUGUACAGAUACAGUUGCAGUAUUAGCUUUAUUAAAAGAAAUAGGUACACCUAAAAAAUUCAAUUCUUUAAUAGAAGGAGAAUCUAUUUUAAAUAAUGGUACAUGCAUAGUUUUAUUUAAAAUAUCUUCCAUGAUAAUAAAAGGAUAAAUAUAAAGCUUUCAUUAAAUAACACUCAUAUUUACUACUUUAACUAUAGGAGGUAUAAUAAUAGGAAUAAUUUUCGGUUUUAUAAGUUCUUUUUGGAUAAAGCGUAUAUUCAAUGAUGAAAUACUUGUCAUAAAUAUAACACUAAUAAGCUGCUAUCUUGUUUUUAUUGUGGCUGAAAAUAUUGAUUUCGGAAUUAAAGUAAGUGGAAUAAUAGCAAUUAUAAGUUUAGGUCUUUUUAUGGCUGCUUCCGGUAAAAAAAGAAUUGCAAAUGAAAUAGAUUGGGCUUUAUAAUGUUUUUGGAAAUACGUUAUUUUUUGUGCUGAAACAGUCAUUUUUUUUCUAUCUGGAGUUAUUGUUUCUAUAGAGAUUUCUAAAUCUACAAAUAUUAUUUAGGUUGAUGACUAUUAUAAACUUGGAGGUUUGUAUUUAUGUAUGGUUUUGUCUAGAUUCAUAUCUAUUUCUACUUUUAUUUAUUUUUUAAAAUAUUGGGGUUAUGGAUUAACUUGGAAAGAGGUUUAUGCUCUCACUUGUGGAGGACUUAGAGGAGCUGUCGGAAUUUGUUUUGCCUUGAUAGUUUAUAGAGAUGAGAGUUUUUCAGUUUAAUUAAGAUAACUUGUACUUUUUGAUAUGGCUGGAAACGCUGUUUUAACUUUAUUAAUAAAUGGAACAAUAACAGUACCUAUUGUGAAAUUUUUGGGACUAUGUACAUCUUCAAUGAUUAGGGAUAAAUUAUAUUAGAAUUUUUUGGAAAAUAAAAUGAAAUAAGAUUUAUAUGAAUAAUGGGAACUUUUAAAAGAUUGUAAAUUUUUGAAAGAUGCAGAUUGGGAUUAAGUGAAAAAAUACUGCGGAGAAGAUUAAAUUAAUUUUUAAAUUGAAAAUUUGAAAAAAAAAAUUGAAAAAAAAUAGCUAUAAGAAAAAGAAUUUAAAAAUUUAAAUAAAAACAAAAAUAUACUUAAAUAAGUACUUUUAGAGGAUUAAGAAAAAUAAGAUGAACUAGAUUAAAUAGAUGAAGAUGAAUUAGAUUAAUAAUUAAUUAUUGAAGUAAGGAAUGUUUUUUUGAGAAAAAUUAAAAUAAUAAAAAAAAAGGCUUCUUUUUGGAAUUUAUUUGAAAAAAAUUAAUGUACAGGAUAAAGUUUACUUAGUCUUAUAGAAACAGUAGAUUGGGAUUUAGACAAUGAAGUUUCUUAAAUGCAUACUUGGGAUUGGCUUAAAAGAUAAAUUGAUGAAAAUUAUAUAAAUUUUAUAUUUCAAUUAAGAAAUUGGCCUAUAAUAGGAAGAUUUGCAAAAAAAAAAUUAUAUAAUUAUAUAGCUUAAAUUUAUGAUAUGAUUUCUUCUUAUAUUGAAGCACAUGAAAUAGUAGAAGAAAGUAUAUGUGAUAUUUAAUUCGAUGAAAGGUAUGUAGCUGAAAUCUUAAUAGAAUCACAAGAAAAUAGAAAAUAAGCAGAAAGUUAUCUAUAUAAUUAUUUAGAUGUAAGUUUUCCUGAAAUAAGUAAAUCAAUUAGGACUAAAAAAGCUGCCUAUACUAUUCUUGAAUUUUAAAAAGAUUAUAUUUAAAAAAAUGCUGAUUCAGGAUAAUUAGAUGAAAAAGAACAUUUAGAAUUGAAAAAAAAAGUUGAUUAAAAUAUUAUCAGAUUAAAUAAUUUUACACCGUCAUGGGUAUUACUUCUUAAUAUUAUAUUUAUCAUUUAUAUCUUUCUUUUUAUAUAAUAAAUUAUAAAAUAUAGUUUUUUAAAAAGGCAAUUUCGUUUUCAAAGUAAAAAAAAUAAAAAAUUAAAUAAAAUAAAAUAAAAUAAGUAAGGAGAAAGAUCAAAUAAUAUAUUUAUUAUAACCAGAGGAGGAGGCACUGAAUUUUCAGAAGGAGAAUCAGGUAAUUUAAGGAUAAAAAGAGGAGUUGGACAUAUACUUCCUAUUUAAUAAUUAGCUACUGUAAAUAAUAGAUAUUUAACAAGUUUUUAAGCUGAUUGUAUAUUAUAAACCAGUUGUAUUAGUUUAUAGUCAAUAAUUAAUUUAGUUAGGAAGCAUCCAGAUUUAGAAAAUUUUAUAAUAAAAGAAAGUAUACCUGCAUUAUGCAAAAUUUUCUUUGAAUAAUUUAAGCCCCUUUCUUAUUUUGAAAAGUCUGUGAUUGAAUAAAUUGUUAAUGAGUCAACAAUAUCUAGAUAUAAAUAAGAUUCUCGAAUAAAUUUACCUAAUGGAGCGAUUUUAUAUAAAGGUGAAUUAGAACUUUUAAGUAAAGAUUAAUUAGAUGAAGAAUAAAUUUAAGAUCAAAAUUCUAUAUUUUAAGAUCAAUCUUAAAUUUAAAUUGGAGAAAGAAAUCUUGCUAAUGAGUAAGAUAUAAAUAAUUUACCUUAAAAAUACGAAUAUGAAGCUUUUUCAGUAGUUAUGCCUAAUAAAUAUUAACAUUAAUUUGUAGCAAAUAAAAACUGUCUUUUAUUAGAAUUUAAUUAAUAUGAUUAAAUUAAGGAAUAUAUGCUAAUGCAAAAAUAAGGAGAUAAAAGAAAAACAAGCAUUAGGAAAAUGAUGGAUAUAAUUUCUUAAACUAAAAAAAAUACAUUUAAAUAAUGAAAACUUAUUUUUAAAAAAAUAUAUGAGUAUUUUUUAUUU
This is a messenger RNA of Ichthyophthirius multifiliis, 3129 nucleotides long. RefSeq names its product sodium hydrogen exchanger family protein, putative. Gene Ontology annotation, cellular component: membrane. Gene Ontology annotation, molecular function: sodium:proton antiporter activity. NCBI's taxonomy places the organism in Eukaryota, Ciliophora, Oligohymenophorea, Hymenostomatida. Gene Ontology annotation, biological process: proton transmembrane transport. The transcript is spliced from 13 exons. The record is from RefSeq and is a predicted model, not a curated record.